GUAGAUUUUUUUUUUUCAGUUUUUUCCGUUUUUGUUUUUUUAAUUCUUAAAAAAAGAAAAGAAAAAAAGUUGACUCCGGUUCGAGAUGAAGUCCCCAAUGGUCUCCUCCGUCGUUCAUUCGUCGUCGGAAUUGCUUAUCCUCUCUCUUCUUCUUCACCUCCGCCUUCCGACGGCCUAUUACUGAUCGGAAUCCACACUCUCUCCUUCGCCGAGCGUCAAAUGAAACGGCAUUUUCAAUAUAAUCUUUACUCUUUUUUUGUAGAUCUCAGUCUCUGAGUUAAGCCACUGAAGAUUAAUCGAAGACGAAUCAGGCAAGCCGAGUUUCGGAUUUCUAUCGAUUAGUUUAAUUCUUGCGAAUUCAUCAAAAUGAAACCUAAUUGGGAGCUUAAGCACUGCUGCAAUCACGAGCAAGUUGUGUUUCUGAUCACCGUUUCUGUUUGUACGGUUGUUAUAUUAGCGCUCUGGAGGACGAUACUGCUGAAACCAUUCAAACUUGUCACCGUGUUUCUUCAUGAGGCCAGCCAUGCCAUUGUUUGCAAGCUUACCUGUGGUCAUGUAGAAGGAAUUCAGGUUCAUGCGGACGAAGGUGGUGCUACGCAAACACGUGGUGGCGUGUAUUGGUUGAUCUUACCUGCCGGAUAUAUUGGCUCAUCAUUCUGGGGGAUGCUCUUAAUACUAGCAUCUACAAAUCUUCUUACUUCCAGAAUAGCUGCUGGGUGCUUUCUUGUUUCCCUUCUUGUUGUACUUUGUGUAGCUAAGAAUCCAAGUUUGUUGACUAUACUAUAUUUGUGCCUUUACGACAAUUUGCAGUGGACACUUCGCGGACUCUGCAUUGGAUUCAUCGUUUUUCUUGGUGUCAUCUGGGUCCUGCAAGAAACAACAAAAGUGCGUGUUCUACGUUAUGUAAUCCUCUUCAUUGGUGUAAUGAACAGCCUAUUUUCAGUUUACGAUAUUUAUGAUGAUCUAAUAUCCCGAAGAGUUCAUUCAAGUGAUGCCGAGAAAUUUGCGGAAGUGUGUCCUUGCCCAUGUAACGGUGUUGGAUGGGGUAUUAUUUGGGGUUUUAUAUCUUUCAUCUUUCUUUGUGGAGCUAUGUACCUUGGUCUUGUUAUCUUGUCUUGAGGUAAAUUCAGCUUCUCCUAGUCGACAAUUUGAUCACAUUCUAGUAGGAACUAAAAGUGCGUUUGAUUUCCACUUGACAUGGCCAGGCUCGGCUAAUAUUAUAGUUGAAGAUGAACAAACGUUGGGGGACUGUCCUCUUUGUAAUUCAACAAAUUUGGAGAACUCUGUAAUUUGAUUUUUAUUGAUUCAGAGUUGAAAAUUUUUAUUACCAUAGAAGCUGUAUGAGAAAUUAAAAGAACAAAUACAUUACCUUGAUUGUAAUUAUAAAGAAUCCCACAAAUAUAUUGAUUGGUGUUGAGGAAUAAAGAGGUAAGAAAAAAUCAUUUGUCUUUAAAUAGAAA
Molecule: messenger RNA, 1460 nt
Organism: Cucumis melo (muskmelon)
Lineage: Eukaryota; Viridiplantae; Streptophyta; Magnoliopsida; Cucurbitales; Cucurbitaceae
Exons: 9
Coding region: 367-1119 (250 amino acids)
Source: RefSeq, a predicted model, not a curated record